AUGCCUCAUCAGCCUCCUCCAAGAAAUAAGAUAACAGAGCCUGCUCGUAAGGAGAAGGAAAAAGAUUUCAACACCAGUAAAGAACCAAUAAUAGGGUCUCAAAAUGCUGUCGAUUCUUCGGAACGAAAAUCAGCUCAGGAGCCAAGCAGCAAUAAUCCAGAAUGUAACCCCGAAAAUGCAUAUCCCGAUGUUGACCCAAAUGCACGAUAUCCUGACUCAAUUACCUUUCCUGAAGAAGAUUCAGAGGAUAGUUCAAAAAGAAAAAGACAUUUUGAUCCUGGUAAUGAAACCAUGGAAGAUCUAAAACAAGAUACGUUUCGCAGGAAGAUCCUUUUUCCGCCCACUAAAAAAUACAGAUACUAUCCAGUCACCUGUGAAUACUGUGGAAAACAGUUCCAGCCCAACCACCUGUCUGUUCACCGGAAGAAAAAACACCCAGAAAUCUUUUCUGCUGGUCCAGAUUUGAGAUCCGCGGCGUCUACAGCAACCAAAAGAGGAAGUCCGAAGCAAAAAAGUGGUAAAGGUCAAAGCAAGAGCGUUGGUGGGAUUCCUCGGCAGCUUAAGACGUGCUACAUAUGCGGGCAGAUGUUCGGAAGUAGGUCCAUCAAGAUACACGAGCCCCAGUGUUUGGAGAAAUGGAGGAUACAGAACAAUCAGCUGCCUCUUGAGAGAAGGAUGCCAGAACCUGUCAAACCACAACCUUUACCGAUAGACGACAAACUGGCAGGAGAAAGAGGAAGCUAUGGCGAGCUGCCAGAACUGUCUCCGGAAAAUGAGGCCGCGUACCAAAGCCACAAGCGAAACUUGAUACCAUGCGUGCACUGUGAUAGAACAUUCAGUCCCGAUCGUAUUGAAUUCCACGAAAGCUGCUGCAUAGAGAGACAGUCCAGGCAGUACGUCACUCCGAAGAACGGCAUCAAGCGCUGA
Messenger RNA from Uloborus diversus, 927 nucleotides. Its product is annotated as zinc finger protein 474-like. The record is from RefSeq and is a predicted model, not a curated record. NCBI's taxonomy places the organism in Eukaryota, Metazoa, Arthropoda, Arachnida, Araneae, Uloboridae.